UUCUAAGCCUUUCCUAAAUCCCUCAUUUAUCUACACUGCAACACCAAAAAUGGAGUCUUGCUCUACUUCAAUGGAGGAAGAGCGGAUUUUCGCUGCUAAAAGCCCACCUCCAAAUUUGCAGAUAUUCCCAAUUUCUUCAACCCCUUUUGAUUUCUUACGCAGCGCCCCAUUUUUCAGACAACCUUCGCACCCCAACUUCCCAUUAUUGGUCGGAGCUUCAAAUGGUUUUCGCGACCUCCACAAAUCGUUUGCUUCAAAUGUCCAAAAUUGCGUGAAAAUGGUUGAUGAUUUCAGGUGCCAAAAUCAAUUUCUUGAUAAAAUCUUGUCGUUUCCUGCUUAUCUUCAUACUUGCUUCCAGGUUCCACGGAGAAGCUGCCGGAACUUGCCAAUGUUGUCGUCUACUCAAAACUUUGCGGCAAUUUUGCCCGGGGAUUCGGUGGCCGGAGUGGUGGUUGCCAGCGGGCUUUCAAAUUUCUUGAACAUCUACAACACAUUGCUCAUUGUGAGGCUGGUUUUGACUUGGUUCCCGAAUGCCCCUCCGGCCGUUGUUAGUCCUCUCAGCACACUGUGUGACCCAUACUUGAACAUAUUCCGAGGGAUCAUUCCACCGUUGGGAGGGUUGGAUCUUUCACCUGUAUUAGCAUUUCUUGUACUAAAUGCAUUCACAAGCACAGCUGCUGCAUUGCCUGCUGAACUCCCACCGGCCGCGGUCGACGCCGGCGCUUCUAAGUCUCAUCCGACGUCGACGUCGCACGAGAAAUGGAUGAGAAGGCUUGCCGGAGCUCAGCCUAAAAGGUCCAGCAGUGAUAAAAUGUAGAAUGCUUCUGCUUUCCUAUUUUCAUCAACUAUAGCAUUUCCUGUUACACAAUUGCGAUUUUCUUGUUCGAGUUUGAGUUUGAGUUCGAGUUCAUGUACGAUGUUUUUGUCUAUGAAUUUGAACCAAGACUUGCACA
Molecule: messenger RNA, 953 nt
Organism: Salvia miltiorrhiza (redroot sage)
Lineage: Eukaryota; Viridiplantae; Streptophyta; Magnoliopsida; Lamiales; Lamiaceae
Product: ylmG homolog protein 2, chloroplastic
Exons: 3
Coding region: 50-817 (255 amino acids)
Biological process (GO): chloroplast fission
Cellular component (GO): membrane
Source: RefSeq, a predicted model, not a curated record